Messenger RNA from Acaulospora colombiana, 317 nucleotides. NCBI's taxonomy places the organism in Eukaryota, Fungi, Glomeromycota, Glomeromycetes, Diversisporales, Acaulosporaceae. The record is from the annotation of a GenBank genome assembly.
AAUGCACCGUGACAAACGGUUCGGCGUUUGAUGACCAGCCACCUACCUAUCAGGAGCACGCGCAGAGCCCAACUGUCUCCCAGAGAACCAACCUCAUACUCCUUCGUUCUGUUCAUCCGCCUUCAUCCUAUCUCCAGAACUCUCAGGGUCCACCGAACAUGAACCACUCCCGCAAACCUUCAGUUUAUUCCCGCGUCUCGACCGCAUCGACAAGCAUUGUCGACCUUGCAGACUAUCGCUUGUCGUCCUGGUCCUCUCCCAACGUCGCAGGAUCUCCCCUCUUCUACAGUAGCACACAUCUCACAGGCGGUAUGUAG